CUUCACAUUCGGUUCGAGGAAGUCUUCCACACUCUUCAGAUCCCUACUUUUCCCCUCGUUCUCACACACACGCUCUCUGAACCUCCACCACAACACAGCAACCAUGAGCGCAACGGAGCCCACCACCAGCGCCGACACGCCAAUGGAGUCGCCCGAGAAGCUCGACAAGGGCAAGGGAAAGAUGGCCGCGCAGGAUCCCACGCAAGAAGAGGAGGACGACGAUGAAGAGGAGAGCGAAGAAGACGAAGAGGUCGGUGAAGGUAAUCACUCACUCACCACGGCAUCCCCUGCCCAAUGCAGCAUCCACUGACAUCAACGCAAUGCACAGCCGAAGCAGAAGACGCCGACGAGGACAACAUGGACGAAAUCGACCUCGACAACAUCGUGGGCACGCGCACGCGAGGCAAGAACAUCGACUAUGCGCAGGCGGCCAAGGAUUUGGAAGCCGAGCAGGCCGAGGACGACGAGGAUGAUGAGGAGGAUGACGACUUUGAGGAUCCGGAUACCGCUAUGGAGGAGUAAGGGGCACGUCUCUGGAGGGCGCUCUUCGUCGCAUACGGGAGGUGUAGCUGCUGUGCGCUUUCGGGUCUGCUUCGAUCGGG
Messenger RNA from Neohortaea acidophila, 602 nucleotides. RefSeq lists its product as uncharacterized. The transcript has 2 exons. The record is from RefSeq and is a predicted model, not a curated record. Bases 295 to 522 code for a protein of 75 amino acids. Lineage: Eukaryota; Fungi; Ascomycota; Dothideomycetes; Mycosphaerellales; Teratosphaeriaceae.